AUGAAUCCAUGUGCGAUCAGGUUGGCGUGGUUGCUGUUUGCAACGCUGGUUUUGGCUGCGAGCAUAGAGGCUGUGCUUGUGAAAGUAAUACUCUAUAACGAUUUGGAAGAUAAGAAGGAACUGACCAUCCAUUGCAAAUCCAAGGACGACGACCUCGGCGUUCAUGUUCUUUCUUACAGGGAAUCCUAUGGUUUCCGAUUUCAACCAAACUACUUCGCUCGGACCUUAUUUUUCUGUCGCGUGACAUCGAAUGGAAAAUCGCAUUGGUUCGACGUUUUCGAUGGAGAGAGGGAAUGGACUUGGGGUGAGGGUUGCCUAGAAACAGAUGAUAAAUGCGUGUGGAAUGUAAGACAAAACGGUCCUUGUACGGGGACUUUUAAUCAUUGUUACGGUUGGAACAAGUAG
This is a messenger RNA of Hibiscus syriacus, 405 nucleotides long. Its product is annotated as S-protein homolog 2-like. Bases 1 to 405 code for a protein of 134 amino acids. The transcript has a single exon. The record is from RefSeq and is a predicted model, not a curated record. Lineage: Eukaryota; Viridiplantae; Streptophyta; Magnoliopsida; Malvales; Malvaceae.